This is a messenger RNA of Carica papaya (papaya), 774 nucleotides long. RefSeq names its product CURVATURE THYLAKOID 1A-like protein. The record is from RefSeq and is a predicted model, not a curated record. NCBI's taxonomy places the organism in Eukaryota, Viridiplantae, Streptophyta, Magnoliopsida, Brassicales, Caricaceae. Gene Ontology annotation, cellular component: thylakoid; chloroplast thylakoid membrane.
AAAAAUAAAAAAAAAAAUUGUAAGUUAACAAGUCAAAAUAAGAGAAAAAAGGGAUAGGACUUUAGCCUACUCAAUCUCGAACCAAUGGCAGCUGCAGCGGCAACAUCGUCUUCUAUGGCGGCCACCACCGUUAUGAUACCACGUCUCCCAACCGCACGCUGCUCUGCUGUGCCCUACUUGCCUCCUCCUCGCUUCUCCGCUUGCUCUUUUGGCUCUUCCGUUAAGCAAGUUUCAGCAGAGUCCCGGAGGCGUCCUCUGCUCCACACCAGAGCCUCUUCAGAAGAGACAUCUUCUGUUGAUGCUGGAGAACUCUUCACUGACUUGAAGGAAAAGUGGGAUGCACUUGAAAACAAAUCUACUGUGCUUUUGUAUGGAGGAGGGGCAAUAGUUGCAGUAUGGCUAUCAUCAAUUAUUGUUAGUGCCAUCAACUCUGUUCCUUUGCUGCCAAAGAUUAUGGAGUUGGUGGGGCUCGGAUACACAGGAUGGUUUGUCUAUAGAUACCUUCUCUUCAAGUCAAGCCGAAAAGAACUAGCUUCAGAUAUUGAAACAUUGAAGAAGAAAAUUGCAGGAACUGAGUAGAUUUAAUGCUAUUGUAAUGGUUGAACUUUGAUCUGUAUUGUGAUCAUUCUAUCUUGUUCUUCUGUAAGCGAGACAUCAUCUUCCUCCUGUAAUGCUGAAUGGGACAAAUCUGCAUUUCCUGUAUUUAUCUUUGUAAAAUAAUUUGUCUGAGUUUUAUAUGUAUGGCUUGAGGGGCAAUGCCGUUGUGAUUGUGAC